AUGCGGGCUGCGAGCGGCCGCAGCGGCCCCAUUCAUGCGGCGGCUACGAGCGCCAAGCCGGGCGCGGCGGGGCGCCUGGGCGGCCCGGGUCUGGCUGGGGGGCGGCGCUUUGAUGGCGGGCGCGGGGCGCUGCCCGGGGCGGCCGGGGCUGAGCUUCGCGGUGGCAUCGUGAUGUUCGCGUCGCCUGCACGAUUCGAGUGUCUCGACGGCGACAGCGCGGGGCCGCGGCGGCGCGCCAUGCCGCUGCCGCUCCUCCUCUUGCUGCUCUUGUCGCCGCCGCCGCUGCUGCUGCUGCUGCUGCUGCCGCCGUCGGGGGUCACGCAGGCGGCGACAGCGUCGUCGCCGCCGCCGGACUCGCCGGGACCCUUCCGCACCUUCGCGGCCACCGACUGGGGGCUCACGCAUCUGGUGGUGCACGCGCAGACGGGCGACGUGUACGUGGGCGCGGUGAACCGCAUCUACAAGCUGUCGGGCAACCUGACGCUGCUGCGCACGCACGUCACGGGCCCCGUGGAGGACAAUGAGAAGUGCUACCCGCCCCCGAGCGUGCAGUCGUGUCCCCACGGGCUGGGCAGCACGGACAACGUGAACAAGCUGCUCCUGCUGGAUUACGCGGCCAACCGGCUGCUGGCGUGCGGCAGCGCGUCGCAGGGCAUCUGCCAGUUCUUGCGACUCGACGACCUGUUCAAGCUCGGGGAGCCUCACCACCGCAAGGAGCACUACCUGUCGAGCGUCCGCGAGGCCGGCAGCAUGGCCGGGGUGCUGAUCGCGGGGCCGCCGGGCCAGGGCCAGGCCAAGCUCUUCGUGGGGACUCCCAUCGACGGCAAGUCCGAGUAUUUCCCGACGCUGUCCAGCCGGCGGCUCACGGCCAGCGAGGAGGACGCCGAGAUGUUCGGCUUCGUGUACCAGGACGAGUUCGUGUCGUCGCAGCUCAAGAUCCCGUCGGACACGCUGUCCAAGUUCCCGGCCUUCGACAUCUACUACGUGUACAGCUUCCGCAGCGAGCAGUUCGUGUACUACCUGACCCUGCAGCUGGACACGCAGCUGACGUCGCCCGACGCCGCCGGGGAGCACUUCUUCACGUCCAAGAUCGUGCGGCUGUGCGUGGACGACCCCAAGUUCUACUCGUACGUCGAGUUCCCCGUGGGCUGCCAGCAGGGCGGCGUGGAGUACCGCCUGGUGCAGGACGCCUACCUGAGCCGGCCGGGCCGCGAGCUAGCAAGCCAGCUCGGCCUGGCCGCAGGCGAGGACGUGCUCUUCGCGGUGUUCGCGCAGGGCCAGAAGAACCGCGUGAAGCCGCCCAAGGAGACGGCGCUGUGUCUCUUCACCCUGCGGGCCAUCAAGGAGAAGAUCAAGGAGCGCAUCCAGUCGUGCUACCGCGGGGAGGGCAAGCUGUCGCUGCCCUGGCUGCUCAACAAGGAGCUGGGAUGCAUCAACUCGCCUCUGCAGAUCGACGACGAUUUCUGCGGGCAGGACUUCAACCAGCCGCUGGGGGGCACGGUGACCAUCGAGGGAACCCCGCUGUUCGUGGACAAGGACGACGGCCUCACCGCGGUGGCCGCCUACGACUAUCGAGGCCGGACCGUGGUGUUCGCGGGCACGCGCAGCGGCCGGAUCCGCAAGAGACCCCGCCUGGCUGUGGGUUUGGGGACAGUUGGUGACAUCGGGGACAUGCGGGUGAUGUCUUGGUCGUCUGGUGGUCCCGUCGCCUGCCCGUGGGCGUCCCUGGCAGCCCCCAGGGACACCCCCAGCCCGGCCAUGCCUCGGUUUCCCGGGCGGGUGCGGGCUUCACCGCGCGGGUGUCGCCUUGUCGCCGUGGCUGGGGUCGGGACCUCGCGUGAGCGGCCCCUGUCCCCGCAGCUCCUGUGGACCCGGCUGCCCCGGCGCCGGCGGUGCCUCGAGAGGUGGGUGGCCCAGGAGGGCUAG
Molecule: messenger RNA, 1926 nt
Organism: Microcebus murinus (gray mouse lemur)
Lineage: Eukaryota; Metazoa; Chordata; Mammalia; Primates; Cheirogaleidae
Source: RefSeq, a predicted model, not a curated record